Molecule: messenger RNA, 408 nt
Organism: Oncorhynchus keta (chum salmon)
Lineage: Eukaryota; Metazoa; Chordata; Actinopteri; Salmoniformes; Salmonidae
Product: chondroitin sulfate proteoglycan 4-like
Exons: 3
Coding region: 1-408 (135 amino acids)
Source: RefSeq, a predicted model, not a curated record
AUGGCUCUCUGCAACCACUUUGCUUACGCUAUGGUUCUACUGUCCCCUCUACACAAGUUCCGACUCACAGUGUGGGUGGGGUCGGUUACAGAGAUCCGCUCUGACGACCUGGAUGCCCAGGAUGAGGACACGCCCCCUGAGGAGCUGCAGGUGAUAGUGACUCCGCCCUCUAAUGGCCACCUGGCGCUGAAGAGCGCCCUCGCCAGGCCGCUCCUGAACUUCACCCUGCAACACAUCCAUCUGGGACAGCUGCUGUUCGUCCACAGUGGUGCCAUGUCUGGAGGGUUCAACUUCCAGGUGAACGACGGAGUGAACUUUGCCCCCCGACAGAUCUUCAGCAUCACAGCCAGCGCCCUGGUCCUCAGCCUGGAGAUUAACAGACCUCUCAAAGUGUUCCCAGGUAACUAA